CCUCGCUCCAGAACGCGGUGGGGCGUGGGAACAAGAGCAUAGCCGAGAUAUUGUGGGAAGGUUUAGCGAGCAAACAAGGCGACACAGGUAUACUUGGAACGUUCUUGCUUGCUUGCUCUGUGACCACGGUGCCGCGCCAUGCCACACCGUGUUGUCCUCUUCAAGCGCGGCCAUGUCACCGUGAAGGCCAAUGCGCUCUGCGACUCGUAUGUCUUCAAUGAGCUUAUCAAGGUCCUCGACGCAGGCGGGCCGGACGAGAGUCGCCCAGAGAGCGGAAGCGAAGCCCAACAGAGCCCUGGUCCACAUGAAGUACAUGCGGUUGGCUCACCCGGUUCUGGGGGCUCGGUCGGCUCGGCUGGCUCGGCUGGCUUGUCGCCUCACGCACUCGCAGACUCGGAACAGCUCGCGGCGAGCCAUCACGGUCGGCUGGAGUCUAUUCCGGGCUCCAUAGGUCUGGUCCAAGGCCUCUCGGCUUCGUCGUCAUCGUCACUGGGACGGGAGACGGCGCCGCCGCGGAGGGUCGACUGGCUCGGCAAAGGCUCGACAGAGUCUGGUGAGAGCGGAAAGUCGGACGAAGGAACAGACGUCGACGAUGAUGUCGGCUCAACCGCGACCAUCAAGUCGGUCAAGUCAAGCCGGUCGACCAAGUCGCUCCGCUCGAGACGGAUUGCCAAGAAGGUCAAGUCGAUCGAUGUGUCGUGGCAAGGUCUCGACCGCGAGAAGACCCGCACGCUCUGUGCCACGCUGUCGUUGUUGCCGCGGCUCGAGGCUGUCGUCUUCUCGCACAACCGACUCAAGGCCCAAGGUAUGGUGUAUGUGGCACGCAUGCUUGUGAAUGCACCGCUCACAAGACUUUCUCUCUGUGACGUCUCGCUCGACGUCGAUGGACUUGCGGUGCUUUCCCGCGGCAUCCGAGGCUGUCCCACCCUCCGUGUGCUAGACGUCUCACACAACCCACUCGGAUCGGCUGUCACCGAGGGAUCGCUCGAUCUCUCACAAAUCGACCUCGACGAGCAAGCGCAGACGUCUGCCAACCUCAGCAAGUACGCGGGGCGCAUCUUUGCUGCCGUCCAGCUCGAUGAGCUCCGUCUGGUGGCAUGCAACUUUGGCGAUAGCGACGUCCAUGCGCUCCUCGCCGCCAUGGUCGACGUGCCUGGCGGCGAGGUCUUUCCAGCUCACAUUGACCUCGCCAAGAACGCCAUCACCGACUCGAGUGCCUCACAAAUUGCCUUUGUGCUCGCGCAUCCCAAGUCAACGAUCUCGUCGAUCUGUCUCGACUACAACCACCUCGGUCCUGGUGGUGCCUCAGUCAUCGCAGCCGCACUCCCAGCCGCCACCUCGCUCACUGUGCUCGGCAUCGCCGACAACGAGCUCUUUGACGACGGCGUCGCUGCCAUCGCGCAGACACUCGCCCGUGCGCCCGCCCUUGAGGAGCUCAACAUUGCCGCCAACUUUGUAUCAGACGAUGCCAUGGGCGCUGUCGCCCGAGCGGUUGUUCUCAACGCCCGCAUUGCGCGAGUUGAUUUGAGCGGCAACGACGUAACCGAUGCUGGCGUCCAUGAGUUAAUCUGCCUUCUGGAGCUGUUCCCGACCCGCCCGCCUCUCGAGCUUGCUGUGGACAACAACUCGGUCACUCCCGAGACUGCUCAGCAGCUGACCGAUGCCAUCGCGCGCAUCGCUGACAACGAUCGCUUCGACAGCACGUUCUCUGUCCCACAAGCCGUCCUCGACGCCGCCUUUGUCUCGCAUCCGGUAUCCACACACGACCCACUCACUUUGCUCCAGGCACAGGACACCCGCAUGGCGACGGCGGCGGGCCGUCUCCUCGCCGGCCCGCAUCACUCGUCGCUGACCAUCGAGCGCGCCCGAACCGCAGACGUUCUCGCCGACCUCGAGUCCAAGUUCCCGGGUGUCACCGAUGCCUUUUACACUGUGUACGCCCAGAUGCAGGCUGCUGCCCUCGGUCCCAAAGGGUCGGCUAUCCCCGCCUGGUGGUCCGACAGCGCCCAUGAGCUGCCGGUAGCCCGCCCUGCGAGUACCGAUGAGCAACCACCCCAGCUCGGCGUCGCCGAGCCCGCCGGUCAGGGGCAGAAGCCUGUCGAGAACAAGAGCAACGAGAGGGAGAGCCAAAGUGCGCAAGCUUCUUCGCGCUUUCCUGUCUCGCUCCGCGACGUUGCCUACGCCAGCUCCUCGGGCUUGGUGACUGGGUCAGCCUCGCCGACCAACUCACGGGGCACAACCGGUGGCGCCUCGCUUGCUUCACUGCCAUCGUCGCAGUUGUCGGGCUCGGGCUUGGGCUCGGGCAUGCAUGUCGCGGAUUCUGGGUUGCCCCUCUGCCGCGUCAAUAGCUCGGGCGUGCGGAUCAAGAGCAUUGCACGACAGGAUGAGGUCCACCGAUCGUCGUCGUCGACUGCGUUUCACUUUUACUCGUGACAAGCCUCGCUCAGCAGCUAUCGGUGGUGACCGAGAGCGCGCGCGCAUAGGCUUGCGGCAUGUGCGAGGUAAACGCGUCGGGAGCAAGCGUCAGGCCCGCGGCGAGUGCACCGGGCUCACUCUCGUUGACAAUCUCGCCGCCAUUGUCGACGACCAAAACCGUGCCGGCGACAACGAGAUUGGCCUCGAGGCCCGGGCUGGAGAGCGACGGGAGGUCGGUCGGCGCAGGCAGCAGAGCGGCACCGGCGUCGACCUGCUCGCCAAGAAGAAUGGCCGGGACCAGCGCAGCUGCGCUUGUAGCGAGUGCGACAAGCGGUGCCGUCACCCGCGCUGCCACGUGCGAGGCCGUCAGUCGUGGCAGGGCGUCGGCGGUG
Thecamonas trahens ATCC 50062 is the source of this 2807-nucleotide messenger RNA. RefSeq lists its product as uncharacterized. Gene Ontology annotation, biological process: activation of GTPase activity; nucleocytoplasmic transport. Lineage: Eukaryota; Apusomonadida; Apusomonadidae. The transcript has a single exon. Gene Ontology annotation, molecular function: GTPase activator activity; small GTPase binding. The record is from RefSeq and is a predicted model, not a curated record. The coding region runs from base 139 to 2433 and encodes 764 amino acids. Gene Ontology annotation, cellular component: nucleus; cytosol; perinuclear region of cytoplasm.